AUGUGCUGCAACUGCUACGGCAGCUCCUACGGGGGCUGUGGCUAUGGCUCUGGCUAUGGCUCUGGCUAUGGCUGUGGAUAUGGAUCCAGAUAUGGCUGUGGCUACGGCUCUGGCUACGGCUCUGGCUGUGGCUACGGCUGUGGAUAUGGCUCUGGCUAUGGCUGUGGAUAUGGAUCCAGAUAUGGCUGUGGAUACGGCUCUGGCUAUGGCUCUGGCUGUGGCUAUGGCUGUGGAUAUGGAUCUAGAUACAGCUGUGGCUAUGGCUGUGGCUAUGGAUAUGGCUAUGGCUCUGGCUCUGGCUAUGGCUGUGGUUACGGCUCUGGCUGCUGCUACCGACGAUGCUACUCUUGCUGCUAG
Molecule: messenger RNA, 357 nt
Organism: Pipistrellus kuhlii (Kuhl's pipistrelle)
Lineage: Eukaryota; Metazoa; Chordata; Mammalia; Chiroptera; Vespertilionidae
Product: keratin-associated protein 21-1-like
Exons: 1
Coding region: 1-357 (118 amino acids)
Source: RefSeq, a predicted model, not a curated record